CUCCGUGGGCCUGCCCCUCUGUGUGCCAUGAGGAACGCGCCUCGCUCCGGAGGAGACUCAGGCCGCGCCCGGGGCGGGACGGGGGCGCGCUCAGCCCCGCGCAGCACGGACACGGGCCGCGCCGACCAAUGGGGAGGCGAAGCCCCCGCGGGGCGGGCGGGGAGCGCGGGCGCCGGAGCCGCGCGGCGACAUCCGGCGCGGCCACGCGAGGGGGGUCAGUCCGACCUGCGAGACUGCCUUGUGUCGCUUCCAUUUUCCUUUUGAAUUCCUGCUUUGCAGACAGCAAUGGCAGCCCGAGUACUAGUAAUUGGCAAUGGAGGAAGGGAACAUACGCUGGCCUGGAAACUUGCACAGUCUAGUCAUGUCAAACAAGUGUUGGUUGCUCCAGGAAAUGCAGGCACUGCCUGCUCUGAAAAGAUAUCAAAUACUGCCGUCUCCAUGAGUGAUCACGCUGCCCUUGCUCAGUUCUGCAAAGAUGAGAAAAUUGAAUUCGUAGUUGUUGGACCAGAGGCACCUCUGGCUGCAGGAAUUGUUGGGAACCUGACGUCUGCAGGAGUGCGAUGCUUUGGUCCCACAGCAGAAGCAGCUCAGUUAGAGUCGAGCAAAAGAUUUGCCAAAGAAUUUAUGGACCGACAUGGAAUCCCAACUGCACAGUGGAGAGCUUUCACCAAACCUGAAGAGGCCUGCAGCUUCAUCAUGAGUGCAGACUUCCCUGCUUUGGUUGUGAAGGCCAGUGGGCUUGCCGCCGGGAAAGGAGUGAUUGUUGCAGGGAGCAAAGAAGAGGCCUGCAGAGCUGUCCAGGAAAUCAUGCAGGAUAAAGCUUUUGGAGCAGCUGGAGAAACAAUUGUCGUUGAAGAACUUCUUGAGGGAGAAGAGGUGUCUUGUCUGUGCUUCACUGAUGGAAGGACUGUGGCCCCCAUGCCGCCAGCACAGGACCAUAAGCGACUGCUCGAGGGAGAUUGCGGCCCCAACACAGGGGGAAUGGGAGCCUACUGCCCAGCACCUCAGGUUUCUAAGGAUUUGUUGCUAAAAAUUAAAAACAUCAUUCUUCAGAAGACGGUGGAAGGCAUGCAGCAGGAGGGUAUGCCAUACACAGGUGUUCUCUAUGCUGGUAUAAUGCUAACCAAGGAUGGCCCAAAAGUUCUGGAGUUUAAUUGCCGCUUUGGUGAUCCAGAGUGCCAAGUGAUCCUCCCACUUCUUAAAAGUGACCUUUAUGAAGUGAUUCAGUCUACCUUAGACGGCCUGCUCUGCACAUCUCCUCCUGUUUGGCUUGAAAACCACACCGCCGUAACUGUUGUCAUGGCAAGUAAAGGUUAUCCAGGAGACUAUACCAAGGGUGUGGAGAUAACAGGGUUUCCUGAGGCUCAAGCUUUAGGACUGCAGGUGUUCCAAGCAGGCACUGCCCUGAAAGACGGCAGAGUGGUGACUAACGGGGGUAGAGUCCUUUCCGUAACAGCCAUCCGGGAAAAUCUCAUCUCGGCCCUUGAAGAAGCCAAGAAAGGACUAGCUGCUAUCAAGUUUGAGGGAGCCAUUUACAGGAAGGACAUCGGCUUCCGUGCCAUAGCUUUCCUCCAGCAGCCCAGGGGCCUGACUUACAAGGAAUCUGGGGUAGACAUUGCAGCUGGAAAUAUGCUGGUCCAGAAAAUCAAACCUUUAGCAAAAGCCACCUCCAGACCAGGCUGUGACGUUGAUCUUGGAGGUUUUGCUGGUCUUUUUGAUUUGAAAGCAGCCGGUUUCAAAGAUCCUCUUCUGGCCUGUGGAACAGAUGGCGUUGGAACUAAACUGAAGAUCGCCCAGCAGUGCAAUAAACACGACACCAUUGGUCAGGAUUUGGUCGCCAUGUGUGUAAAUGAUAUUCUGGCACAAGGAGCAGAGCCUCUCUUCUUCCUCGAUUACUUUUCCUGUGGAAAACUUGACCUCCACAUGACCGAAGCUGUUGUUGCUGGAAUCGCAGAAGCUUGUGGAAAAGCUGGAUGUGCUCUCCUUGGAGGUGAAACAGCAGAAAUGCCUGACAUGUAUCCUCCUGGAGAGUACGACCUAGCCGGUUUUGCCGUCGGCGCCAUGGAGCGGGAUCAGAAACUCCCUCACCUGGAAAGAAUCGCUGAAGGGGAUGUUGUUAUCGGAAUAGCUUCAUCUGGUCUUCAUAGCAAUGGAUUUAGCCUCGUGAGGAAAAUUGUAGCGAAAUCUUCCCUCCAGUACUCCUCUCCAGCACCUGAUGGCUGUGGGGAGCAGACCUUAGGAGACUUACUUCUAACUCCAACCAGAAUCUACAGCCAUUCACUGUUACCUGUCCUACGUUCAGGACACGUCAAGGCUUUUGCCCAUAUUACUGGUGGAGGAUUGCUAGAAAACAUCCCCAGAGUCCUCCCUCAGAAAUUUGGGGUGGAUUUAGAUGCCCAGACCUGGAGGAUCCCCAGGAUCUUCUCGUGGUUACAGCAGGAAGGACACCUCUCUGAAGAAGAGAUGGCCAGAACAUUUAACUGUGGGAUUGGCGCUGCCCUUAUAGUAUCAAAGGAUGUGACAAAGCAGGUUCUGAGGGAUAUUCAGCAGCACAAGGAAGAGGCCUGGGUGAUUGGCAGCGUAGUUGCGUGUUCUGAAGGUUCUCCUCGUGUGAAAGUCAAGCAUCUGAUUGAAACCAUGCAAAUAAAUGGAUCGAUGUUGGCAAAUGGUGCCCUGAAAAAUCAUUUCUCUGUCCAACCAAAAAAGGCAAGAGUGGCUGUCUUAAUAUCUGGAACAGGAUCAAACCUCCAAGCUCUCAUAGACAGUACUCGAGAGCCAAGUAGCUCUGCACACAUUGUUGUUGUUAUCUCCAACAAAGCUGCAGUGGCUGGAUUAGAUAAAGCGGAAAGAGCUGGAAUUCCCACGAGAGUAAUUAAUCAUAAAUUAUACAAAAGUCGUGUAGAAUUUGACACUGCAAUUGACCAAGUCCUUGAAGAGUUCUCCACCAGCCUAGUCUGUCUUGCAGGAUUCAUGAGAAUUUUAUCUGGCCCCUUUGUCCGAAAGUGGAAUGGGAAAAUGCUCAACAUACACCCAUCCUUGCUCCCCUCUUUUAAGGGUUCAAAUGCCCAUGAGCAAGUCCUGGACGCUGGAGUCACAGUCACUGGGUGCACCGUGCACUUUGUAGCUGAAGAUGUAGAUGCUGGACAAAUUAUUUUACAAGAAGCUGUUCCAGUGAAGAGGGGUGACACUGUUGCAACUCUGUCUGAAAGAGUGAAAUUGGCAGAACAUAAAAUAUUUCCCGCAGCCCUCCAGCUGGUGGCCAGUGGAACCAUACAACUUGGGGAAAAUGGCAAGAUCUGUUGGGUCAAAGAGGAAUGAACCUCCUAAUUCAGGAAUGGAGUCAAUUUUGAAAGAAGUCUGGCUGUUUGCAUGGUGGCUUUUUGUUAUGGACCUGGCCCCAAAGAAAAACUGAUAGAAAAGAGGACCUCACCCUUACCUCUUUGGCCAUUUUUUAAUGAACAGAGAUUCAUUAAAAACAACUGGUACAGCAUAUCUAAGA
This is a messenger RNA of Equus quagga, 3499 nucleotides long. RefSeq names its product trifunctional purine biosynthetic protein adenosine-3-like. Gene Ontology annotation, cellular component: cytosol. Lineage: Eukaryota; Metazoa; Chordata; Mammalia; Perissodactyla; Equidae. Gene Ontology annotation, molecular function: phosphoribosylglycinamide formyltransferase activity; phosphoribosylformylglycinamidine cyclo-ligase activity; phosphoribosylamine-glycine ligase activity. The coding region runs from base 286 to 3318 and encodes 1010 amino acids. The transcript is spliced from 22 exons. Gene Ontology annotation, biological process: 'de novo' IMP biosynthetic process; adenine biosynthetic process. The record is from RefSeq and is a predicted model, not a curated record.